UUCAAUUUUAUCCCGCCGCGGCCCGAGCAUCACAAAACUGACUAAGAUAGCAAUAAAAGAUACAAAGAGUAUAUAUUCGUUCACCCGUCCAUUUAUUUCAACAUUCAUUUUUAUGCCAACUGUACAGUAUUACAAAUCGUCUUUCCGUCUCACGUUCAACACUAAUUGUUAAUUCUAUUAUAUUUUCAUACAUCGGUCCGAUUAAAACGGUACCGACUUACUACGCUUGGGAGAGCUUGUACAAUCGAAUAAUAAAUUAGAACAGAACUGGAAAGCCUCGAUCCUUAGAUCUCUCCUUGGAGUCGACCUGUCUGCAUCGUUUGGAAAGGGAAUUCGACGGCCUCGAAUUCGAAGGACUCUAAUAAGGAAGAAUCGGCCUUGAUCGGUGAUGAUCGGUGUUAAUCGCUGGGAGACAAUAGAUAUGCGAGGAAACCGACGAGACAAGGUCUAUCCUUGGCAUAGUCUGUCACGAUCGGUGUCGAAGUAACGGUUACCGGAAGCAAGCGUCGAGAGGCUGUACCGGCCUCUCUUCCUCGUUGUUCACCUCGUCGUUCUCUUGGUAUUUAUCGUCGACUUGGAGACCGCUUCGAUCGAGGACUGAAGAGAUUCGAACGGUGGACAGCGGUUCCCGAAGGAGUUGUACGAGAUGAGACCCGACGAGGUGAUACAGAACGAGAGAAGGGCGGCGGAGACGAUGUCCGAGACGUCCGAGGGCACAGUGACGACCAGCGUCUCCGGUAAAUCGGGUUUCGAGAGCCGUGAGGAACUGCGGGAGAUCGCAGCUGUGCUCGGAAUCCUUAACCCGGACGAGCUGCACCAAGAACGAUUUCGCGUUGAUCGCCGGAAAUUAGAACAGAUGCUUAUAGGUGGUAAUGAUGUACCCAAGCCAGCGGACACGUUUUUUCAUAACCAAAUGUCACUGGAUCUCGAGAGCUUGACUUAUUCUCAGUGUCGUCGGCUGCCAACUUUUACGAAUAUUCGGCGGUCAAUUGAGAUACCUGCCUACCGUUUCGACAGGACGAGAACCCUCGACCGACAAUAA
Ceratina calcarata is the source of this 1042-nucleotide messenger RNA. RefSeq names its product protein bicaudal C-like. The coding region runs from base 647 to 1042 and encodes 131 amino acids. Lineage: Eukaryota; Metazoa; Arthropoda; Insecta; Hymenoptera; Apidae. The record is from RefSeq and is a predicted model, not a curated record. The transcript is spliced from 4 exons.